Hevea brasiliensis (rubber tree) is the source of this 615-nucleotide messenger RNA. RefSeq lists its product as uncharacterized. Lineage: Eukaryota; Viridiplantae; Streptophyta; Magnoliopsida; Malpighiales; Euphorbiaceae. Gene Ontology annotation, molecular function: nucleic acid binding. The coding region runs from base 1 to 615 and encodes 204 amino acids. The transcript has 3 exons. The record is from RefSeq and is a predicted model, not a curated record.
AUGGACAGGUUAACCAAGAUUGCUCACUUUAUUCCUAUUAGAGCUAACUACUUAGUGGACAAGUUGGCUCAGGUGUACGUGGCUGACAUAAUAAGGUUGCAUGGAGCUCCAGUGACAAUAGUCUCUGACAAAGGACCACAGUUCACAUCAAGGUGGAUAGUCGAAAAAGCCAUACAGACUUUGGAGGAUAUGCUGAGAAUGUGUGUACUUGACUUUGGUGGAUUGUGGAAAAAGCACAUUCCCCUACUUGAGUUUGCAUACAAUAAUAACUAUUACUCUAACAUUGGAAUGGCAUCAUAUGAAGCUCUAUAUGGGAGGAAAUGUAGGUCUCUUAUGUGUUGGGAGGAAGUUGGUAAAAGAGCCUUAGCGGGAACAGAGUUGGUAGAAGUCACCAAUCAAGCCAAGCUCUUAAUUAAGGCAAGGUCGAAGACAGCAACCAGUAGACAAAAAAGUUAUACAGAUCUCCAUAGGAAAGAAGUGGUUUUUCAAGAGGAGCACAUGGUGCUUCUAAAGGUAUCUCCAAUAAAAGGUGUCAUCCAAUUUGGAAAAAGAGGCAAGCUAGCUCUAAGAUGCUCAAGUAAGGAAGCUGAGGAACAAGGAGAUACUGAUGGUUAA